AAUUGGUAGUUACAAAUUAAUAGCCAAACUGUGAGUGUUGAUCGGUAAAUCGCAUUGUUGGCAUCAAUUCGAUACGAAUUAAAACAUAUUUAAUAUUAAAUAUAUUCUCGGAUUUUGUGCGAACUCUUUCAGAUUCAAACGACAUCAGCAAAAUAAGGAUUAAAAAUAUUUUUUUUUAAAAUUUGAAAAAUAAUUAUUUGUUAUAAAUUGUGAAAUAGAAAGAAAACAAAAAUCAAAACCAAAAUGCAUUUCAAAAUGUUAUUAAUCCUGUUGGCAUUUCUGACCAUCAAUAAUUUAUUCACAAAUGCAGAAGUUUUAAAGUGCUACUAUUGUGAAGGAGACGAUUGUAACGAUUUGUCUGACAAUAAAUUAGACUCCUGUCCUAAAACAAUUACUACAAAUCCACCUGACUCAACAACUCCUGGAAAUACUAACCCUACAACACCAACACAAGCUCCUGACGAUUCAACAACUCCGGCUCCAGACUCUUCAACAACUCCAACUCCUGUCUCUACUGUCUCUACUGUCUCUACAACACCAACAACGAUAGGAACUUCUUCAUCAACUGUUUCAGUAUCUGACUCUACUACAACAACUCUACCUCCUGUAACUACAACAACUGACGCUCCAACUACAAUACCAACCACAGUAAACUUAGAUUCUCUGCAGGAAAUUAGUAAAAAUGCGUUAGCAACAAAUAUACUUUUGCGCAACUAUCGUGGAUUAUCCCGAAAUAGACGCGAUACUGAUACUCCUCAAUAUGCUUGCUAUAGAAUUAACGUCACAGUUGAUGGCAAAACUAAGGAUCAGAGAGGCUGUGUUGAAUUCACCGAUAAAGCUUGUGAUAAGGUCAAAACCGAUCUUGGAGCUACAGAAACUUCGGACUGUUUUACUUGUCAAAACGAUGGUUGUAAUGGCAGUACUGCAUUACAAGUUUCCUUAGGAUUUAUUCUUAUGGCCCUUUCACUUAAAUUUAUAUAUUAAAAUGCAUUUAAUUUAAUUAUUAUUAAUUAUUAAUUUUAUUAUUAUUUUUCUGUUAACAUAAACUUAUAGCCAAAUUGUGUUUGAUUGUUUUGUAAUAAUUAAAUAAAAAUUAAAUGAGUCUGAAA
Teleopsis dalmanni is the source of this 1109-nucleotide messenger RNA. Its product is annotated as integumentary mucin C.1-like. Bases 244 to 984 code for a protein of 246 amino acids. The transcript is spliced from 3 exons. NCBI's taxonomy places the organism in Eukaryota, Metazoa, Arthropoda, Insecta, Diptera, Diopsidae. The record is from RefSeq and is a predicted model, not a curated record.